UUUUUUUUUUUGUUAUCAAGAAAUGACGGAAGCUGGGUUUAUCAAUAGAAAAAUGAUAAGAGAACAAGAUAAGCCCUUUCUUUUCCAUUCUCCAUGAACACAAAAGCAGCCAUUGUUUCAAAUGCCUCUAUUUCAUCCAAAUACAGUCAGUUAAAAAUACUCAAGAUACCCAUUGAAUAUGUGUUUGUGGAUAAACAAGGCAACUUGAGAUCUAAAGCAAAGACACUCACUACCUCACCUACAUCCAUAAAUGAUAUUCCACCAUUGAUAUUGCAAGGAUCCAAAGACACAGAAUGGUUAGAAGACAGUUAUCAACCUGUAGCUAUCUAUAAUGACCCAUUUCGUCCUGAAGGAGGUAAAUUGGUCUUGUGUGAAGUGCCUAGUCGAAAACGAUGUUUGGAUAUCAUGAAUUAUUAUGCUCAUUUGGAGCCUUGGUUUGGUAUGGAACAAGAGUAUGUCUUGUUUGAUCCAAAUACCAAUAAACCAUGGGGUUGGCCAUUACAUGGUGAACCUGAAAAGCAGGGUCAUUAUUAUUGUGGUGUAGGUGCAGGCAGAGUGUUUGGUAGAGAUAUUAUGGAAGCCCAUUAUCGUGCUUGUUUAUUUGCAGGCAUUACACUAUGUGGCUGCAAUGCAGAAGUAACACCAAGUCAACUUGAAUAUCAAGUAGGACCUUGUUUAGGUGUGACGAUUGGUGAUGAACUCUAUAUGGCAAGAUAUAUCAUGGAACGUAUUACAGAAGAAUUUGGUGUGGCUGUCUCAUUACAUCCUAAACCCAUACCAGGCGAAUGGAAUCCUACAGGGUGUCAUAUCAAUUUCUCAACCAAUGAAAUGAGAGCAAGUCCAGAUGGUAUGUUGGCGAUUGAUCAAGCAGUAGAGAACAUGAGUUCAAGACAUUUUGAACAUAUUGAGGUCUAUGGACAAGACAAUGAACUCAGACUCACAGGUGAAUAUGAAACAGGCCAUAUCUCUGUAUUUUCAUGUGGUGUGGGUAACCGUGGUGCUUCUAUACGUAUCCCACGCUCAGUAGCUGUAGAAGGCAAGGGAUAUAUGGAAGACAGAAGGCCUGCAGGCAAUAUAGAUCCUUAUGCAGCCAUUACAAUGAUCAUGACUUCUUCUUUUAAUUAUAAAUCACCUCAUGAACAAACAUUUUUAUUUUUACCAGAACAAGAAUAGUAAAUAAAAUG
Messenger RNA from Gilbertella persicaria, 1184 nucleotides. RefSeq lists its product as uncharacterized. Lineage: Eukaryota; Fungi; Mucoromycota; Mucoromycetes; Mucorales; Choanephoraceae. The transcript is spliced from 3 exons. The record is from RefSeq and is a predicted model, not a curated record. Gene Ontology annotation, cellular component: cytoplasm. Gene Ontology annotation, molecular function: glutamine synthetase activity. The coding region runs from base 94 to 1173 and encodes 359 amino acids.